AUGAGCUAUCUAGUGGAAUCGGCCGAAGAAAUCAGCCAUUUGUAUAGGAAACUCGCAGAAGUCAAGAGGAAACAAGGAUUUGAGGAUACCCAUAAAAUCAACUACCCAAUCAAACAUCAUUCCAUAAAACACAUCGAAGUCCUUCCUAUGAUCAGCGACUAUCACUCAGUGAAUCAGGAACGAUCAAGAUCAAGACCGAAAAGGAUGGAAAAAGAUGAGCCAAAUAAGGACAAUGUGUUACAGUCAGCCAUCGCUCAUCACCCUGUUCAUGGAUUUCUCCAUGAGAAGCCACUUUCGAAAGUAGCCUUAUCGGAUCUGAUGAACCUGCAUGGAGGUGUUCAGCAUCUUCACGGUGGACGGCGAUAA
This is a messenger RNA of Cooperia oncophora, 366 nucleotides long. The record is from the annotation of a GenBank genome assembly. NCBI's taxonomy places the organism in Eukaryota, Metazoa, Nematoda, Chromadorea, Rhabditida, Trichostrongylidae.